Molecule: messenger RNA, 1218 nt
Organism: Aspergillus mulundensis
Lineage: Eukaryota; Fungi; Ascomycota; Eurotiomycetes; Eurotiales; Aspergillaceae
Exons: 1
Coding region: 1-1218 (405 amino acids)
Biological process (GO): GPI anchor biosynthetic process
Cellular component (GO): Golgi membrane
Molecular function (GO): glycosyltransferase activity
Source: RefSeq, a predicted model, not a curated record
AUGACCGACGUCUCGCGUUGCGUUCACUUCCGCCGAUAUUCGCUCUCCGUGACCGGCACUCUUGUCCUUGGCUACCUCGUCCUCUACCUCCUCUCCCUGCGGCACUAUCAUGGCGUUAGCUACCGCGACCCGACGUCCUACUUCUUCGACGCGGACCGCGCCUACGAGCGGGGAUACUCGGCGAAGCGCGUCGCGGAGGCGGAGGCAUACCUUAGCGCAGCUGGCGAUAUAGCGCCUUCGGCGAGGAUGCCCGGGCAACAAGCCGCGAUUUGCAUGGGCAUCGUGUCGGUCAAGCGGAGGGGCGAACAAUACGUCGGGUUGACAGUGGCGUCUGUGCUGGAAGGGCUGAGCGAGUUGGAGCGGAGCAAGCUCCUUCUUUACCUGCGCAUUGGGAAUACAGACCCAAAGGACCACCCCAUAUAUUCAGAGAAAUGGGUCGAGACGCUCCCUGAUCGGCUGUUGACUUACUCGCAAGAGGAUCCCGAUUUCGAACAGCUAAAGGAAUGGGAGGAUGGUGGAUGGUACCGGAACAAAACUAUCUACGACUUUACGACCCUUAUGAAAGAGUGCUAUGACAGCGGCGCUGAGUACGUCGCGAUGCUUGAGGACGAUACCCUGGCAGUCAAGGGCUGGUUCCCGGCUGCCUUGCGCGCGCUCGAUACAGUGCAAUCUCGGAAUAGCGGUCGCGACUGGAUCUACCUGCGUCUCUUCUAUGUCGACGGCCUGCUUGGCUGGAACGGCGAAGAAUGGCCGAAAUAUCUCGCCUGGUCGUUUGUCGUCUGGGCGCUCAUUACCGGAGCCAUGGUGGCGUCGAAGCGAACAUUCAAAGCCGAGCUCCGAUCCAUACCCAUGAGCGCCAUCUGGCUCACGUCCGCGGUGUUCAUCCCCGCCGCUAUCGCCCUCCAUUUUCUCGCCGGCCGGCAAACGAUGUGGCCGAUCGCCCCUGGUGUGCACGAGAUGAACAAGUACGGCUGCUGCUCACAAGGUCUUGUCUUCCCUCGCGCUAUCAUACCGCGGUUCCUGGAGCGCACGGACCUCACGACGGACUGGCUGGUCGAUAUGAUGAUCGAGAAGAUCGCGGACGGCGAGGGGUGGAGCCGGUGGGCUGUGGUUCCGCCGUUGUUGCAGCAUAUUGGGGCGACGAGCUCCAAGGGGUACGGGUUCGAUAAUUCCGCCAGUACGAUCUGGAAUUUUCGGUUUGAGGAGUAUGACAUUUAG